Messenger RNA from Hyla sarda, 1391 nucleotides. RefSeq lists its product as uncharacterized. NCBI's taxonomy places the organism in Eukaryota, Metazoa, Chordata, Amphibia, Anura, Hylidae. The coding region runs from base 165 to 809 and encodes 214 amino acids. The record is from RefSeq and is a predicted model, not a curated record. The transcript has 2 exons.
UGCAAUAUUUGGUUCCGGGCUCGGCAUGUCCCGGGUGUUGAUAAUGUUAUUGCUGAUUCUUUGUCUCGAUUUCAGUUCCAGGACUUCAGGAGGUUGUGCCCGACGGCAGAGCUGGAGGGUCGAGCGUGCCCGCCUUUGGUCUGGGGCCUAGUGACAGGAGAUUGAUGCCACUACUGGAAUCAUCGAUGGCGGCCUCUACGUGGUCGGGACAUGAUCCUCCGGUUGCUACGGUGGUGUUCUUGGGCCACUCCUAUGUUCAUCGGGCGGCACAGCGAGCGGCCUGCCGGCCUGGAGGGAGAUCGUUGGGUUUCCAUCAAGUCGAUGCCCAUUGGAGGGGGAUUCCGGGUAUGAGAUGGCCUCAAGUGCUCUCGGAGACGGUGGACCUGUCCGGUAGGCUGAGAUCGGGAGUUGUUUUGGUUGUCCACGCGGGUGGCAACGACCUAUGUUUCACCAGGGUCCCCGAGUUGAUAACUAUUAUGAAAGCGGAUGUGGAACGGCUCGGUGGAUUUUUCUCCGAGAUGGUUCUGGUGUGGUCGGAGAUUGUUCCAAGGGUAAAAUGGCAGGGUGCCAGGGAUGCAGAGGCCAUUGAGCGGUCUCGCCGUUUAGUUAAUUCCAGGAUGGCGAGGUUUGUUCGGUCCAAGGGCGGUGUGGUGGUCAGGCACAGGGAGCUGGAAGGGGAUAAUAGGAGGUUUAUGAUAAGCGAUGGUGUCCACCUCAACGAUAUUGGGCUGGACAUCUUCCUUUCUGGCCUUCAAGAUGGCGUUGAACAGGCCCUUUUUGUAUUGAGUGGGGGUCGGAGCUCCGUGUAGGAGUACACGGGCUCCUUCUGUGGCGUAAAGGAAGUUUAUUUUGGGGAGUUCUGAGGUGCCGAAGGCAGCACAUGCACGCUGUGGAGACAGUGGGGCAUACUGCUUCGGCUGAAGCAGUACUUCGGCAAUAAGAAGUUGUGUUUUUCAUGGUUACUGCUAUGCAGUGUUAUAUUUAUUUAACAGAGUUACAUAUAUUUAAAUAAACGAGCUGUGACCACCACCCAGCCCACUUAAAAGGUUCAUGAGUGUCAGUGUUUUAUUUCAGAGUGGGAGAAUUUAGAUUUAAGAUCUGUUAAAAGGUUUGUCCGUACAGUCUGUAGGUUACCUAGCCGAAUAGGCAUAGGUAGCCCUGACUGUGGGGACGAAAGGGUUAAGAAGCAGGAAGAAAUAGCAACCCUCCCACUCCAGUACCUUGGGGAGGGGUUUUCCAAAGGGGGUACGCCCAGGGGUAUUUACUGGGUGUCCUGCAAGCAGCUCUCCCUCUUGUGUUCCAGCAUCCAAGGUCCCGCCCUCCCUCCCUGGUUUUUGCUUUCCUGUUUGUUUUGUUUGUUCAACUGGGCGUCCUGUUGUGGGACGUUCGGU